Molecule: messenger RNA, 413 nt
Organism: Drosophila novamexicana
Lineage: Eukaryota; Metazoa; Arthropoda; Insecta; Diptera; Drosophilidae
Exons: 3
Coding region: 22-357 (111 amino acids)
Source: RefSeq, a predicted model, not a curated record
AGAAGUUGCCCGAUUGUCAAGAUGAAAGCUGGUUUAUUUCUAACUUUAUUUGUGCUGGCUACCGUGCUAAGCACCGAGGUCUUUGGGGCUUUAUCCCAGGGCAAUUUCAAAAGUGACGCACAUCCGGGCAAGUGUGUGCUCGAUGCCAACACCAUAUUGAGUAAGGGUGAAACUAAGACCCUGCCCAACUGUCAGCUUCUCACUUGCAACGGAGACGGCGCAGCAACUAUUGCAACCUGUGGUACUAAGGCAGUGCCACCUCCAUGUAAAUUGGGCGAUGCAAAGUAUCCCGAUGCCGAUUAUCCCAAGUGUUGCAUCAAUGCGGUGCACUGUCCCACUGGAGAUAGUGAAAUCUAACAAUGCUUUUGUUUUUUUUUUUUUGUGAAAAAUACAUAAUAUAAUCGCUCUGAGUA